This is a messenger RNA of Prunus persica (peach), 2274 nucleotides long. RefSeq lists its product as uncharacterized. The coding region runs from base 270 to 1916 and encodes 548 amino acids. The transcript is spliced from 6 exons. The record is from RefSeq and is a predicted model, not a curated record. Lineage: Eukaryota; Viridiplantae; Streptophyta; Magnoliopsida; Rosales; Rosaceae.
CAUAGCGCCGAGCCUAGUUACACCACGUGGGAAUCGCCGUCGAAGACCUGCCUCCUCCUCUCGUCCCUCACAGCGUUAAGAGCUUGAGACUUUCCAAAAUUCUGAUUUCUUACUUAGGGUUUUCAGAAAUCAAUCUUCCGAUUUCUUCAGAUCAAAGACCGCUUAAUUUUCUAGGGAGUUUAUUUAUUUUAUUCCAUUCCCCUUAUUUUCUUUUGGGAAUUUGAAUUCCUCCGCUGAAUUUAUUUUUUUUCGGUUUUGGGGAAGAAUUGAUGGUGCAUAUGAUGAAAUCUGGAGAUCUCCAAACGACGCCGUGUACGGAAAAGGUGCCGGUGAAGUUGGAGAUGGAGGACGCUUUGGAGGACGAGCAUGGCCCGCUCAACAAGCGUCCCAAACCCUCCCCUGCUUUUCAAGAGAGGAGUGUUGGGGAUAAUGCAUUUGCUGUCCCACCUUCACAAUACAAUCCACUCGAUGAGCCUAGCCCUUUGGGUUUGAGGCUAAGAAAGAGCCCAUCUCUAUUGGAGUUAAUUCAAAUGAAGCUCGCUCAGGGGGGUGCUUCUACAACUGGAGCUGUACAAAGUGAAAAUGCCAGCUCUGCAGUUAAAAAAGAAAGUAAAGCAACUGCUGCAGUGGGUACUACGGAUAAGCUCAAGGCUUCAAAUUUUCCAGCUUCACUUUUAAGGAUUGGGGGUUGGGAGUAUAAAUCAAGAUAUGAGGGAGAUUUAGUGGCGAAGUGUUACUUUGCUAAGCAUAAGCUUGUUUGGGAAGUUCUCGAAGGUGGUCUCAAGAGUAAAAUAGAAAUCCAGUGGUCAGAUAUUAUGGCUCUCAAAGCAAAUUGUCCGGAUGAUGGACCUGGUACUUUGACUGUUGUGCUGGCUAGACAACCUCUUUUCUUCAGGGAGACUAACCCUCAGCCUAGAAAGCAUACCUUAUGGCAGGCAACAGCAGAUUUUACUGAUGGACAAGCGAGCAUUCAUAGGCAACAUUUUCUGCAAUGUCCACAAGGACUGUUAAACAAACACUUUGAAAAGCUUAUCCAGUGCGACACGCGGCUUUGUUUCUUAAGCCGACAGUCAGAAAUUGUUUUGGAAUCACCAUGUUUUGAACCACGGUCUUCUGCUUUCGAAGAUCCAGAAUCCAAAGACCAUGGUUUUGAUCCACUGGGAAAUGGUAAUGGUUCCUCCGUCUCUGGGUUCCAAGAUGUAGCAUCACCAUCUGCCAGUCAAUCAUCGUCUUUGAAGAUCGAUCAGCAGGAUACAGCUUCUAUGGCAUUGGAACAUCAGUCCAGAGAAGCGCCUUCCCCCAGCUCAGUUAUGGAUGCUCGUGCAAUUGAAGGAAAUGGAAGUUCUGAAGCUGUUGAUUCCAGGGGGCCCAAAAAUCGUGUACAAAUGAAAGUGCCUGGGCUUCAUCCAUCAAUGUCGAUGAGUGAUCUUAUGAGUCACAUUGGGAACUGUAUUUCAGAACAAAUGACUUCUGGAAAUCCGUCUUCUGCUGACCAACAGUCAGAAUACCAGGACAUGCUCGAGGACAUUGCCCAAUACUUGCUCAGCGACAAUCAAUUUACAGCAGCCUCGGAUGAGAAAUCCCUCAUGUCAAGGGUCAAUUCUCUUUGUUGCCUUCUGCAGAAGGACCCUGGUUCAGUUCAGAAUAUGGUUGAUGGUGAAAGUAGUGGUGAAGGACAAGAUGGUGGAAGUGAUGCUCAGCUUAAUCAUACUCCUGAUAAUAAAUCUGGAGCCAAUACAAAGGAUCCUGAAGAUGAUACGAAGGAUGCUUCUGGUGGGAAGAAGGCAACAGGCAUGUCAAGGAAAGACUCCUUUGGGGAACUGCUGUUUCAUCUGCCUCGCAUUGCCUCACUUCCCUCACUUCCGAAAGUCUUGUUCAACAUUUCAGAAGAAGAUUGCGAGAGCCAAGCCAGAUAGAUGUCUUAGUUAACAUUGCAGAAAUCCGCAGCAAGCAAGCUGAAUAGAGAACUUUUCUUCUCCCUCCCUCUCUCAACCCUGUCUUUCGCACAUGUACCCGCGGUGAAAAUAUGGUGGCUGUUUAAUGUUAUUUGCUGUCACAAAGCUUAUCUUGGGAAGUUUCGGGAUUCGGAAAUUUAUAUUGAUGAAGAAUCCUAAAAUCUGCCCAAUGUAAAAAUCUACCGAUUAGGUGUUGUGCGUAGUGUUGUACUCGUUUGCUCCCCUCCAUGACCUAUAAACAGCGUAAAAUAUGUUUCUGUCUGUAAAUUCUGUUAACCAAUUAAAUGUCAAUUAAGGUUUUGGCCGCCUUUGGUGCUUA